Messenger RNA from Corvus hawaiiensis (hawaiian crow), 2845 nucleotides. RefSeq names its product progestin and adipoQ receptor family member 3 (gene PAQR3). Bases 138 to 1073 code for a protein of 311 amino acids. The record is from RefSeq and is a predicted model, not a curated record. Gene Ontology annotation, cellular component: membrane. The transcript has 7 exons. Gene Ontology annotation, molecular function: signaling receptor activity. Lineage: Eukaryota; Metazoa; Chordata; Aves; Passeriformes; Corvidae.
CCACGCGGUGACAUCAUCACGGCCGUUCCCGGCGCCGCUGCCGGUGCCGCUCCCAAUCCCGAUCCCGAUCCCGAUCCCGAUCCCGGCCCCUGGCCCGUGAGGGCGGCUUGGGGCGGUCCGAUGCGGCGGCGAGCAGGAUGCACCAGAAGCUGCUGCGCAGCGCGCACUACAUCGAGCUGGGCAGCUACCAGUACUGGCCGGUGCUGGUGCCCCGCGGCAUCCGGCUCUACACGUACGAGCAGAUCCCGGUGUUCCUGAAGGACAACCCCUACAUCACCGAUGGAUACCGCGCCUACCUGCCCUCCCGCCUCUGCAUCAAGAGCCUCUUCAUCCUCUCCAACGAGACCGUCAACAUCUGGAGCCACCUGCUCGGCUUCCUGCUCUUCUUCACGCUGGGCAUCUACGACCUGACGGCCGUGCUGCCGGCGGCCGGCGCCUCCCGCGAGGACUUCGUCAUCUGCUCCGUCUGCCUCUUCUGCUUCCAGGUCUGUAUGCUUUGCUCAGUAGGAUAUCACCUGUUCUGCUGUCACCGCUCGGAGAAGACCAGCCGGCGCUGGAUGGCACUGGAUUAUGCGGGAAUUUCCAUCGGGAUCCUGGGCUGCUAUGUGUCAGGCGUGUUCUAUGCCUUCUACUGCAGUAAUUACUGGCGCCAGGUGUAUUUGAUCACUGUGCUGGCCAUGAUCCUGGCAGUGUUUUUUGCUCAGAUCCACCCCAGUUACCUCACACAGCAGUGGCACAGGCUGCGCUCCAUCAUUUUCUGUUCCGUGUCUGGGUAUGGAAUCAUUCCCACCAUCCACUGGGUUUGGCUUAAUGGCGGCGUUGGUGCAUCCAUUGUACAGGAGUUUGCUCCGCGGGUAGUUGUCAUGUACUUCAUCGCUGCUGUAGCUUUUCUCUUCUAUAUUUCCAAAGUUCCAGAAAGAUACUUCCCAGGCCAGCUGAACUACCUCGGCUCGAGCCACCAAGUGUGGCACAUCCUGGCAGUGGUGAUGCUGUACUGGUGGCACCAGUCCACGGUGUACAUCAUGCAGUACCGACACAGCAAGCCCUGCCCCGAGUACGGCACGGACUUGUGAGCCAAGAGGCAGCACAAGAGGAUUUGUGACUCUGAGGGUCUGGACCUCAUGUGAUGAGCUGUGCUGUCAAGUACUGAGGCAGUUCCUUUCCUGACUCCUGGACUGUUACCGCUUGCUGGGACAAAGUGUAACUGCAAGCUUUGGUAAACCCAACAGCACUGCCGGGGAUCUGAGGGGCAUUUCUUUCUCAGCCACUUCCUGCUCUACAGUCAAGUACCAAACAGAUCUUCCUGGAGCAGGACAGCAGGAGGCUGAGCUACCUUGGCAUGCAGAUCCCAGCAAGAUGUUUUGUUGCGUGGCAGACGUGAACGGCUCAAGCCAAGGGUGCUCAGGCCCGGACUCCAAGUUUUCAGGUGGUGUGCACACUUAGGAGAACACUCCUGACAGCGUGGCUGUAAAAUUGUGAGAACUGUGGGACCCGGUCCUGGAUCCGAACCACAGCCCCGUGGGCUGCGCAUCCGUUAGCCUUUGCCUGGAAGAUGUGCUUAUGCUUCAGCGUUGGCACAGGAACAUAUGAACUGGAAUGCAGUGGAUUUGUGCCCUGCUCUGGACAAGCUCUUUUCCGUUCCCUGGGAGCUAAGAUCACAUGAUAGCCAGCACACCUAGAUCUUCAUUGCAGAUCUUCCCCCAAGGGGGGUAGUGCCAUUGCUUGAAGAAAUUUCUCUAGAUCCCUUCAGUAAUCUGGAAUCAGUAUUCCGAAAUAUUCCAGGAGUAGCACUAAGCCUGCGUGUCCAUGUUUGUUGCUGUUUCACAAUCAGUGAACCUGCUCGGAUGCAAAUUCCUGACCUUUGGCCUUUCCAUGUGCACAAGGUGAUACUGCGCUCGUAGACACCGCUAUCCAAAAGGACUUGCUGCCACAAUCCUGCCACAGUGAAAAGGCUGUCUGGAGUUUCAGGAUGUGUUGUGGAACCAUCUCUUAUAAAAUUAACACCAGGGAGCCAUGAAAUACCCUAGUUAUUGGGUAGCUGUAGCUCAGCACAGUUAAGCUCCAGGGGUGCCAGUCUUCCAAACAGCACUGAAAUCCUUUGGACUUUGAGGUUAGAGGCAAUGAUGCUGUUAGGAUUAAUCCUAAGUGGCUUUGUCCCUGUGGAAGGGGCUUCCCCAUACUCCACUGGGAGAGGCCGGCUUUGUGCAGUGACUUCCUGAGGGCAGGCAGGCUCUGUUAGUCCCCCAAAGCUGCCUGUCCCAGGGCUAAGGCAGGGGAAUAGGGCUCGUGCUCCGGUCAGGGUGUGCCAAGGACAUGGGGAGUGGUGGUGGAAGCUUGUGGACAGGCACCUGAACUCCUUGGGCAUGGAGAAGGCAUGGAGAGGCUGGUUUUGGUGCUUUUUGUUGUUUUGUUUUUUUUAACUCCAGAAACAAGUAUUGACAAAACUGACUCUGUGUUAACAAUUCAGCUCCCAGAGCUUUAAGCCUUUCAGUGUAAACACUGAAUUUUUAAUGAUUUUCUUUUAACUUGACAGCCAAGCAAGUUUCAAGUGCACUAAUUACUACUACUGACGCCUGACAAGGAACUUGGAAGUAUAGAAGUCUGUUUCCAGUGUUAUGUGUACAGCAAUACUCGAAGAAUGUGUCUGUGCUCUGAAAUAGUACUGACUUUAGCAUUGGCUAAUGUAUUUUUUUAAUGGAAACUCUUAACUACUCUAGCAGUUUUCACCAGGUAAGGAAACUGAUUGCCAAGCUGUGCAUUUUUACUUGACACAAUUUAUCAAGCUGCAUGAUGGUCUUUGGUGUACAGACUGAAGCUAUAAAUAAAUUCCAGUUCAUUGACUGUU